GCGUGCUGUUGCAGCCCCUAGACAUUGCCACAGACACAACGUUCCUGACCGCGGGAUCGGAUUGGUUCUUCUCACUGUUCCCAGAGGAAAAGAAAGCCGACACGGACACGGCUACCAUGGUGAUCCCAUCCUCGAACAACCAGCUCGACGACUAUGACCAACAAGCACUGAAGACGGCGGUGGACGCUGGUGUGCCGUUGUAUGUCAAUCUGUUGGAACUACAUCCCAUCAGUGUCCAUCUCAGCUUCACAAUGGGGUUGGAUGAAGCAGACCACG
Messenger RNA from Sphaeroforma arctica JP610, 276 nucleotides. RefSeq lists its product as hypothetical. The transcript has 2 exons. Lineage: Eukaryota; Ichthyosporea; Ichthyophonida. The record is from RefSeq and is a predicted model, not a curated record. The annotation marks the transcript as partial.